GAAAAAUGUAUGCGCAAGGUAAUGUCAGUAAAAAAGUUUUGUUAACGAUAGCGAAGGAAAUAGAAGACAGAAGAACAAGUACUGUAAUGAAAACCAACGACGAAGAAAAACUCAAAGGAAAAUUACAUGAGACCCAGUACUGUACUUCUGAUUCUGAUUCUGAUUUUUGUCCUGAAGACCCCACAACUUCUUCAUCCCAGGAAAGGAACAAGAGAAAGAGGAAGGAGAGGACUAAAAUGCAAUUUGAAAGCACAAGCAUGGGUGUUUCUGCAAAGUCUGAAAGACUCAAAUCUGACAAAGAAGUGUGCUCGGAUAACUCCAAGAAACCACAAAGUGAGCGUAAACGAACUCGUGAUUGUGACAUAUACGAGGAUGAAGAAGCUAAGCGCUCCGUCAUGCAACGAGCAGCUGAAUUGCUAGCUCGUUUGGAACAGGAGUAUAACCUUCCCUCCUUCGUUAAGUGUAUGCUCCCAUCAAAUGUUUCCCAAGGGUUUUGGCUGCAUCUACCGAAGAAAUUCUGCACGGUUAAUCUGCCGAAUGAAGAUACGCCGGUUGUACUUGUGGAUGAAUUAGGGAGGGAGCACACAACGUCGUAUCUCUUGGGGAGGAAUGGAUUGAGUGCCGGAUGGAGGGCUUUCUCUAUGAAACACAAAUUACUUAAAGGAGAUUUACUCAUUUUCCUUUUGACCGAGCCUUGCAAAUUUAAGGUGCACAUUGUGAGAGUAAAUGACAUAGAAGUCUUAUUUGCUGCACUUUGCCUCAUGGAUUUGCGUUUUUCUUGUGAAGGGAAUGAUUCCGAUUCGGAGAAGAAAGAUACGCGGAAACGAAGGAGAAGAAAUUACGUGGACCCUGCUCUGUUCGAAAUGCUUAUGCCUUCGGAGAAGGUCGAAGAAAGAGACGUACCAAAGUCUUCGAGUAGUAAUAGUGAUGGUUUUAGCUCCGAAGUGAUUGAAGGCUCCGAAAGUACGGACUAACGAGCUGAAAAACAGAGGAACACAUUCUUGUGGGGUGUUUCGUGUAUGUAGGAGAAAAUGUGAAGAGCUUCUUUUCUUUCGCGGGGGGUAAGAGAUGUAAAUAGUCUCGACGAAUCGGGGCAAAAGGUGAUAUAUUAGAGUUUACAUCUUGAAAGUUUUUUAGGGUUUCGACAUAUGAAUAUACACCGGCAUUGAACAUCGAAAGGUAGAACGAAAGUGAAUCGGUAUUCUUUUUCCUUUCAUAGUAAAGUUGUUUAUUUUGAAGGAACAAAUGUAAGAGUCUUAGUUAGUAGUGUUUAAAGGUUUACAUGAUAAAUUUUACAUGUUUUUUUAAUAGAAAUUAAGAAGUUACAUCUUUUAUCUCAUUUGUAGCUUUCAUGGUUCGAUCUUUGUACACAUGACUCCCCUUGUAGUUCGAAUUUUGUGCACAUGAUCCCCACUUGUAGUUUGAACUUUGUGCACAUGACCACCCGUAAUUUGAAUUUUGUGCA
Molecule: messenger RNA, 1465 nt
Organism: Erythranthe guttata (spotted monkey flower)
Lineage: Eukaryota; Viridiplantae; Streptophyta; Magnoliopsida; Lamiales; Phrymaceae
Source: RefSeq, a predicted model, not a curated record